Messenger RNA from Aptenodytes forsteri (emperor penguin), 1125 nucleotides. It is a transcript of the gene SERTAD2, whose product is annotated as SERTA domain containing 2. The coding region runs from base 128 to 1072 and encodes 314 amino acids. The transcript is spliced from 2 exons. Gene Ontology annotation, molecular function: transcription regulator activity. The record is from RefSeq and is a predicted model, not a curated record. Gene Ontology annotation, cellular component: nucleus. Lineage: Eukaryota; Metazoa; Chordata; Aves; Sphenisciformes; Spheniscidae.
CAAGUCUUCGUGGGCUCGAACAUCUCCGUUUGGCCUCAUUUUUGUGCUUCGGUGGUAGCUGCACAGCCCAAAUUAGCAGCAAGGAUCCCACGGAGGGGGGCCGCUGCCUCCCUCGGCUCCCAGAUAUAUGUUGGGGAAAGGAGGAAAGCGGAAGUUUGACGAGCAUGAAGAUGGGUUGGAAGGCAAAGUGGUGUCUCCUACUGACGGUCCCUCUAAGGUGUCUUACACCUUACAGCGUCAGACUAUCUUCAACAUUUCCCUUAUGAAACUUUAUAACCACAGGCCAUUAACCGAGCCAAGCUUGCAAAAGACAGUUUUAAUUAACAACAUGUUGAGGCGAAUCCAGGAAGAACUCAAACAAGAAGGCAGCUUGAGGCCCGUGUUUGUGACCGCUUCGCAGCCCACCGACCCUCUCAGCGACAACUUCCGCGAGGCCCAGCCGGCGUUCAGCCAUCUUGCCUCCCAGCCCCUUCUCCCCACUGACUUCGUAAGCACUACGCCCCUGGAGUCUUGCCUCACCCCAGCCUCUUUGCUCGAGGAUGACACUUUUUGCACUUCCCCGACUGUCCAGCACGAUGGUCCAACAAAACCACCACCUCCUGCUCUCCAACCAGUAAAGGACAGCUUCUCUUCAGCCUUGGACGAAAUCGAGGAGCUUUGUCCAUCACCUACCUCCGCAGAGGCAGUAGCAGCUGAAACAGCAGCCGAUGACUCUAAAGACCACCCCAGUGAGUCCAACGUUCAAAAGCCCGAGGGCCUCCCAGAGAGCAGAACGGCCGAAUCAAAACUCAUGGACUCGCUACCUGGCAACUUUGAGAUAACAACUUCCACAGGUUUCCUCACAGACUUGACCCUGGAUGAUAUUCUGUUCGCUGACAUUGAUACGUCCAUGUAUGAUUUUGACCCCUGCACGUCUGCCACAGGCGCUGCCUCAAAAAUGGCUCCUGUCUCAGCAGAUGAGCUCCUAAAAACUCUCGCCCCGUACAGCAGUCAACCAGUAACUCCAAAUCCGCCUUUCAAAAUGGACCUCACAGAACUUGAUCACAUCAUGGAGGUGCUUGUUGGGUCUUAAAAAUAUAGAAAUAUAGCAACUUUUUUUUUUUUUUUUUUUUUUUUUUUUUUUUU